AUGUUGUCUAUGCAGAAUUCGCCGUAUUUUGCGCACCCCGAUGUGAACGGGUCGGGCCUGCAGGACGAGCGCUGCGACAGCCCCUCGGACAUCCCCACUCUCCGCUCGGUCACCACCGCGCUCCGAGCCAGCACCUCCAGCACCAGCACCGGCGCCAGUCCCGAUGAUACGUCCACCGACUCCCACGACUGGACGGGCGACCGUUCCGAUCACUCCCCGGAUCGGGAUGCGCACGCCAACGGCUACCACCCGUCGGGUGCCCUCGAUUCCGUCUUCACGCUCGAUCGCGCGCAACACGACAUGGACAGCCUGCCCAAGGUGGAGGAGUUGGACGAGGAUCUCCAGAGCAUCAAGCCGUCGGAUGUGGGGGCGGAGGAGCAAUAUGAACCGGGAGCGCCCGCGGCUGUUCCACGGAAACGUGGGCGCCCACGCAAACACCCGCUCCCUGCGCCUGGCGGCCAGGUUAAGGUCACCAAGGGCCGGUCCAAGACCGGCUGUAUAACCUGCCGUCGCCGGAAGAAGAAGUGCGACGAAACCAAGCCUGCGUGUCUCAACUGCCAGAAGAAUGCCGUCGUCUGCGAGGGAUACCCCCCGAAAGAAAUUUGGAAGAGCGGCCGCCAGAAGAUAGCCGAUGCCGUCCGCACACAGUCCCUGACCACCGUGCCUCGAAACCUUCCCCUUCUUAUUGAUGGCAUCGAGACCGACAUCGACCGCCGCUUCCUUGAUCACUUUGUGUACGGCUUCAGUCGGGUCUUGACCCUUAUCAACGAUGACUCGAAUCCCUUUAAGGAGAUCCUCCUGCCAAUGGCCACGCAACACCGGGGGCUGAUGCAUUCUCUCAUGUGCUUGUCGGGGUCGCACCUGUCCGGUCUGGACCCAGAGCCCAAACUGAAGGAGCGCAAAUACUUCCACUUCCACCGCGCGAUCCAGGACCUCAAGGACAAUAUCACGGCGUCCUCGUCCCAGAGCGCGGGCGCGGGCGCGGAUCAGGACCAGCAACUACUGGUCGAGGACCCGAUCAUCGCCUCAACCAUUGCACUCAGUCUGAACACCAUCUGUGAAGGCGAGACCAAUGGCGAGUAUCGCCCACAUAUGGAUGCCGCCCGAUAUCUGCUCGUCUCGCAGCAACCGCGCAACGAGAAAUUCCGCCAGUUCAUCGUCGAGUUCUUCCAGUACCACGAUAUCUCGAACGCGCUCACCUCCCUGGACCGCCGGCCCUCACUGAUGCAAGGCGGCCUGCGUCUCCCCGACUUCGUCCCCGGCGCCCAGGCCGGCAAUUUCCUCGGGGUGUUCGAUGGGUUGUUCAACUACAUCUCCGAGAUCACCCAGCUGCGGGACCGGAUCCGUCAGCGGUUCAACGAGGGCUACGAGCCUGCCGUCGACUACCAGACUCUGAGCGAAGCGGUUCAAAUCGACACGGCGAUCCGAACGUGGAAGACCUCGCACGAGGAAGACUCACCGAACUGGUUCCUGGCGCAGCUGUACCGCCAGUCCACAUGGGUAUAUCUGUACCGCACGAUCCGGCCUUCGCGCCCGAGCGAUAAGAUUGCGCAAGUCGUCGACGACGGCCUUGGCUAUCUGGAUCAGCUACCCCAAGAUGCUGGUGCCUACAGCAUCGUCCUGAUGCCGCUCUUCCUGCUAGGAUGCUCGGCCUUUCUCCCGCAGCAGCGCGAGCGCAUCCAGCGCGGCUUUGAGUCCCUCAAGGCCUAUUCUAACCUCCGCAACAUCGAGCCUGCCUUCAAGGUAGUGACCCGUGUAUGGGAGAUUAUGGACACCAAAAUGGAGGACAGCUGGGACUGGGAGAAAAUCAUCCGUGAUAUGAACAUGGAUUUCCUGAUCACCUAG
Penicillium canariense is the source of this 1845-nucleotide messenger RNA. RefSeq names its product Zn(II)2Cys6 transcription factor. Gene Ontology annotation, biological process: positive regulation of transcription by RNA polymerase II. NCBI's taxonomy places the organism in Eukaryota, Fungi, Ascomycota, Eurotiomycetes, Eurotiales, Aspergillaceae. The transcript is spliced from 3 exons. The record is from RefSeq and is a predicted model, not a curated record. Gene Ontology annotation, cellular component: nucleus. The coding region runs from base 1 to 1845 and encodes 614 amino acids. Gene Ontology annotation, molecular function: transcription cis-regulatory region binding; zinc ion binding; DNA-binding transcription factor activity, RNA polymerase II-specific.